This is a messenger RNA of Drosophila erecta, 387 nucleotides long. Its product is annotated as immune-induced peptide 4. The coding region runs from base 95 to 223 and encodes 42 amino acids. The transcript is spliced from 2 exons. NCBI's taxonomy places the organism in Eukaryota, Metazoa, Arthropoda, Insecta, Diptera, Drosophilidae. The record is from RefSeq and is a predicted model, not a curated record.
AUAAAAGAGCUCCGGCACUUUGGUGGGGCAUCAGUAACCCAGUCUACCCAGUACUACCAAGCUGACCAGCAACCUCCACACCUCAGGAAUCAACAUGAAGUUCUUCCAAGCCGCCGCCCUUCUCUUGGCCAUGUUCGCUGCCCUGGCCAACGCUGAGCCCGUUCCCCAGCCUGGAACCGUGCUCAUCCAGACCGACAACACCCAGUACAUCCGCACUGGCUAGGAUUGGAGAACUAUGUUGCACAUUCGCCUACCCAUUUGGACUUUUGAAUAAAAACUAAAUUACCUGAACUUGAUUUUAUUAUUUACUACUAAAUUAAUAUGGCCGAUGAUGUGGGAGUGAAGAAGGAAUGCAUUAAAGUAAUAAUACAUUUCGUUGAUAUAAAA